GCUCCAAUGCUUUGUUUCUAUGGCAGAGUUUGGUGGCAAAUGUCCUGCUGACCCUCUUCCAUGUGAGGAACUGUGUGAUGGUGAUGAGUCCUGUCCCCAAGGGCAUAAGUGCUGCAGCACUGGCUGUGGCCAUACCUGCCGUGGAGACAUUAAGGGAGGGCAGGGCGGUGACUGUCCAAAAGUUCUGGUGGGCCUGUGCAUUGUCACCUGCAUGAUGGAUGAGAACUGUCAAGCUGGAGAAAAGUGUUGCAAGUCGGGCUGUGGCCGCUUCUGUGUCCCACUGGUCCUGCCACCUAGAUUGACCAUGAACCCCAAUUGGACCAUCAGGUCUGAUUCUGAAUUAAAGACCCCAGCGUCCUAGCUGUACUGAUUUGUCUGGAGCUUUUUUGGCAGCUCUGCUGGGUUACACUUGGCAGUCAAAAGAGGAUGACGUGCUGGGGUUUGUGAUACUCAUGACCCUCUUUGCUUCUCCUCCUGCUGCUUGAAGCAUGGGAACAGCCCUGGGAUUGGGCAGUAGGUGUGUGGUGCUUCUCUACUCCUCUCUCUCUCUUUCUUUUGCAGUUUUAAUGGUGUUAUUUAAACACAAAUAAAUUGUGCACAUG
This is a messenger RNA of Carlito syrichta (Philippine tarsier), 602 nucleotides long. RefSeq names its product WAP four-disulfide core domain protein 3. The record is from RefSeq and is a predicted model, not a curated record. The coding region runs from base 20 to 361 and encodes 113 amino acids. Gene Ontology annotation, cellular component: extracellular region. The transcript has 3 exons. NCBI's taxonomy places the organism in Eukaryota, Metazoa, Chordata, Mammalia, Primates, Tarsiidae. Gene Ontology annotation, molecular function: peptidase inhibitor activity. Gene Ontology annotation, biological process: innate immune response; antibacterial humoral response.